Messenger RNA from Lichtheimia ornata, 1959 nucleotides. RefSeq lists its product as uncharacterized. The transcript has 3 exons. Lineage: Eukaryota; Fungi; Mucoromycota; Mucoromycetes; Mucorales; Lichtheimiaceae. Bases 1 to 1959 code for a protein of 652 amino acids. The record is from RefSeq and is a predicted model, not a curated record.
AUGCUCGACAUUGACAAGCUCAAACAACGUCCAAUCAGCGUGUUUCAUAUACCACUCGAGCUUCUCAACGAUUUACGGCCUACCGAUUACAAUGCCUCGGAGACACCUUCGUCAGUUGAUCUCACCGCCAACAAGCUGGAACGAUUAGAGCUUGAACAGUCAACCAAAGAACAAGAGGAUGGAUCCUUGACAUGUCGCACCUGCAAUAUCACAUUUCCACCAACCGAUCGGCAGGAGCAUCGCGCUCACUUUGCAACUGAUUGGCAUCGUUACAAUAUCAAGCGCAAGUUGACUUUGGGUCUUGAACCUGUCAACGCGACAGACUUUGAGAACAUGCUAGCAGAUAUUGCCGAAAGCAUCUCUGGAUCUGAAAGUGAUGAAACGGAUGAGGAGGAUCAAGAGCAGCAGGAGGAGGAUGAUGUCAAGGAUUUGGUUGCCAAGCAAGCAGCACAAGCAGAAGCAUCAGCAAUGAUUGAAGAUGAACAACAAUCCAACACUGUUUUAUCAUCCUUUGAGAAAAAGACACAAGCAUUAGCCUGGUUCCAAGCCAAUACUUUGUCGCCUUCAGUACAUUUCGGUAUCUAUCGACGACUUACCGAUUCAUUGGAUGGUCUCAAGCAACUACAGAACGCGCCAAAGUCACGUCUAUGGACCAUCAUCAUGGUGGGUGGUGGCCAUUUUGCAGCUGGUGUUGUGGAUGUCAACAAGAGUCUUCAAUAUGGAAUGCAAUAUGGUGGAUUGGAUGUCAAUCAAGUCAAAAUGGUGGUACACAAGACUUUUCAUCGUUAUACCACACGUCGCAAACAGGGUGGAUCACAAUCAGCCAAUGAUAAUGCCAAAGGAGCUGCUAAUUCGGCAGGUGCCAUGAUUCGUCGAUACAAUGAGCAGAUGCUUCAGCAGGAGAUUCGUGAAUUACUAUCGCAGUGGAAGGAUUAUGUCAACACCAGUGAGCAAGUGCUUGUACAUGCACCCAGCAACAAUCGCAAGAUCGUCUAUGGUUAUGAAGGUGCUAUCCUUACUCGGGACAAUUCAUCCACGAUUCCUUUCUCAACACGACGACCUACAUUGAAUGAGAUACGACGAGUGUUUAUUGAGAUGACGACAUUAAAGAUCACCAAAGUGGAUGUGGAUGCGAUUCAAGCACAACGGCAAAAGGCGGCUGAAAAACAAGAGCGUGCUCGUCAACAAUUGGAGAAAUCUCGAUUGAUGGAUAGCAGCAAAAAGACGACCGAGAAGCCCAAAAUGGCACCUGAAGUGGAGAAAUUGAUAUCACUCACGAGGCAAGGCAAAGAGCAGGUGGUCUUGACGCAUGUGCGCAAACACGAGGAGCUGCUUCUACCCAUAACUCGUGGAAAAUUAACAUCCCAACUUGUUCCUGAACAAGAAGAAAUAUUACGCCGGUUCCCAAGCAUCUUGCAUUUAGCUGCUCAUGGUGGUCAUGCUGCUCUUGUUUCCCUUCUCUUACGCGAUCUUCAAGUUGACCCAACGAUUGAGAAUGAGCUUGGAAAAACAGCUUACGAAGUGGCGAGGGAAAAGGAUACGAGGAAUGCUUUUCGACGUUGUAUGCAUGAUAUACCCGACAUGUGUGAUUGGCUCAACGCAGCUCGAGUCCCAAGUCCAUUAUCACCCGAGGCUGAGCUCGAGAUCCUAGAAAGGGACAAGCAACGCAAGGAGCGUGAAUUGGAACGACGUCGCAUGAUAGAGGAAGAACGUAGAAAACGUGAUGAUGAAAGGAUUCAACAAGAGGAGGCAAAAGCUGCAGCAUUACGACAACAACGACAAAAGAGUAAUGCAACGAGUGCUGGUGGUGGUGGUGCAAGGACAUUAGGUGGAGGCAACAAUUUGCGGACAACGGAAAUGAACAUGGCCAGUAUGACACCCGAGGCACGUAUGCGAUUAGAAAGGGAAAUGCGUGCUAGAGCUGCAGAAGAACGUAUGAGGCGUUUGCAAGGGAAAUAA